Messenger RNA from Cucurbita maxima (winter squash), 1917 nucleotides. Its product is annotated as protein DETOXIFICATION 55-like. Gene Ontology annotation, molecular function: antiporter activity; xenobiotic transmembrane transporter activity. Gene Ontology annotation, biological process: xenobiotic detoxification by transmembrane export across the plasma membrane. NCBI's taxonomy places the organism in Eukaryota, Viridiplantae, Streptophyta, Magnoliopsida, Cucurbitales, Cucurbitaceae. The record is from RefSeq and is a predicted model, not a curated record. Gene Ontology annotation, cellular component: membrane.
UGCAUGCCCAAUACUCACUUUGCUUUCUCUCUUCCACUCUCUCUCUCUCUUCUACUGAGCACAGGGAAAAAGAAACAGCAAGGGGCAAAGGAGAAAAAUAUGCUUGCAGAAGAGAAGUCCCAAAAGUACCCGACAAUGCCAGAGGUUCUGGACGAGCUCAGGCAAAUGGCUGACAUUGGCUUCCCUGUUUUAGCAAUGGGAUUAGUGAGUUACCUCAAAAACAUGAUCUCUGUCAUUUGCAUGGGUAGGCUUGGUACUCUUCAUCUCGCUGCUGGUUCUUUAGCCAUAGGCUUCACAAAUAUCACUGGCUAUUCAGUUCUCUCUGGCCUCGCAAUGGGAAUGGAGCCACUCUGCAGCCAAGCCUUUGGCUCUCACAAUUCCUCCAUUGCAUUUCUCACUUUACAAAGAACGGUUCUUAUUUUGCUUUUUGCUUCUUUUCCCAUUGGGAUUCUUUGGCUCAAUUUGGAGCCUCUCAUGUUGGUUCUUCACCAGAACCCAGAAAUCACUAGAAUUGCUGCUGUUUAUUGCCGUUUUGCAGUCCCUGACUUGGUGUUGAACAGCCUCCUUCACCCUUUGCGUAUUUACCUACGAAACCAAGGCACCACGUGGCUUGUCAUGUGGUGCAAUUUGUUGGCUAUUCUCCUACAUGUUCCCAUCGCCAUUUUCUUGACUUUCCCUCUUGAUCUUGGAAUCCGUGGGAUUGCUAUCUCUAACUUUAUAGCUAACUUCAAUACACUUUUCUUCCUUUUACUCUAUUUGAUAUUCUGCACUCGCAGAACCUUUUCCUCUUCCUCUUCCUCUUCCUCUUCCAAGGAGGCUAACCUGUUUGUGCCACUGAAAGGCACCGUCGCCGCUGGAACCGACGUCAGCGCUGCUGCCACAACUGGGGAGGAAUGGGGAAUGCUGAUCAAAUUGGCAAUUCCUAGCUGCCUUGGAGUUUGCUUGGAAUGGUGGUGGUAUGAGUUUAUGACCAUUCUUACUGGCUACCUCUACAACCCGCGGAUUGCACUCGCAACUUCAGGCAUUGUAAUUCAAACAACUUCACUAAUGUACACAUUACCAAUGUCUCUCAGUGCGGCCGUCUCCACCAGAGUCGGCCACGAGCUCGGCGCCGGCCGGCCCAAGAAGGCACGACUGGCGGCGGUGGUGGCGAUAGGAUUGGCGUUGGUGGGCUCAUUGAUGGGGCUCGCAUUGACCACCAUAGGCAGAAGGACAUGGGGAAGAGUUUUCACAAAAGAUGAGGGAAUUCUAGAGCUGACAAUGGCGGUUCUGCCCAUAAUCGGACUGUGCGAGCUAGCAAAUUGCCCACAAACAACAAGCUGCGGGAUUCUGAGGGGAAGUGCAAGGCCAGGGGUCGGAGCAGGAAUAAACUUCUAUUCAUUUUACAUGGUGGGGGCGCCGGUGGCGGUGUUGUCGGCGUUUGUUUGGAAGUUUGGGUUUGUGGGUCUUUGCUAUGGGCUUUUGGCAGCUCAGAUGGCAUGUGUGGUCUCAAUCUUAAUGGUUGUGUUCAAUACAGAUUGGGAAAUGGAGUCGAUCAAAGCCAAAGACUUGGUAGGCAAAAGCACCGAUAAUGUCUUCGCACAUGCGAUCCACACAGCCAUACGCGAGGAAGGUCCUGAAUUUCUCAAAGAAUCGCCUGUUCAAAAACAAGACACACAGAGUUAGAUUUAAUUUUUCAAAAGUAAGCAUGAUAUAUAAGCAUAAUUUAGGAUAUAAUAGGAAGGUAUACUAUAUAUUACAAUUAAUUAUCUCCAUUUUUCUUUAAAGCCUAUUAUUUUGUUUGAUUUCGGGUAAAUUGGGGUUAAUUGGAAUUGGGAUAUGUUUGUAAUAUAUUUAGAUAGUGAAAUAUUUUUGUUUAGUUUUGUGUUUUUGGGUGGGGGGAAUUUGGUGUCAUAUCAAUGGAUGAAAUUUCCCUUU